Asparagus officinalis (garden asparagus) is the source of this 1636-nucleotide messenger RNA. Its product is annotated as polyadenylate-binding protein 7-like. The coding region runs from base 37 to 1245 and encodes 402 amino acids. Lineage: Eukaryota; Viridiplantae; Streptophyta; Magnoliopsida; Asparagales; Asparagaceae. Gene Ontology annotation, cellular component: ribonucleoprotein complex; cytosol; nucleus. The record is from RefSeq and is a predicted model, not a curated record. The transcript has 9 exons. Gene Ontology annotation, molecular function: poly(A) binding; poly(U) RNA binding; mRNA 3'-UTR binding.
GCUGCUAGCGCUUACCUCAACUUCUCAAGUUUGGCAAUGGCGGAGAGGGCGAUGGCAGUGAUGAAUCACAGGAGCUUGAAGGGGAGGCCGAUGAGGAUAAUGUGGUCGUUGAGGGAUCCGAUGGCGAGGAGAACUGGCGUUGGGAAUCUCUUUGUGAAGAAUUUGGAGGAAUGGAUUGGUGGUUCGGAGCUAGAGGAGUUGUUUAAAGAGUAUGGUUUUGUUGUUUCGUGUAAAGUCGCUUUAGAUGAAAAUGGGAACAGCAAGGGCUUCGGAUUCGUUCAAAUGGGGACUGAAGAGGGAGCACAGUCUGCGAUCAAAAAUCUUCAUGGAAAAGUUCCUGAUGGUGGAACCAAACAACUUUAUGUGUCAAAUUUCGUUAAGAAGAGUCAGAGGGAAGCAUUAUCACCUCAAAGCCAAAAGUACACUAACCUCUACGUAAAGAAUCUGGAAGCGGACUUCACAGAUGAUCUUCUUCGAGCAAAAUUCUCUGAAUUUGGGGAUGUCGCUAGUGCUGUUAUCAUGAAGGAUGAGCUUGGCAAGUCCAGAGGUUUUGGAUUUGUCACUUUGAAGGGUUUCAACCAGGCUAUGAAGGCCAUGGAUGCUCUUAAUGGUUCAAUGUUUGGAUCUAAGAAGAUAUAUGUUGGAUUCGCUCAAAAGAAAGCAUUGCGCGAAGAAAUACUGAAGCAGCAUUUUAGUGAGAAGAAAAGUGCUGAAGACUGCACAAAGAAGGGUACAAAUGUAUAUGUUAAGUGCCUGGCUGCCUCGGUCAAUGAUAAAACAUUGAAAAUAUAUUUUAGCAUAUGUGGGGAAGUAGUUUCUGCUAAAGUGAUGCGGUAUCCUAAUGGAAUCAGCAAGGGUUUUGGUUUUGUGAGCUAUUCAUCCCCUGAAGAAGCUACAAAGGCUGUAACAACACUUCAUGGGGCCCUGUUUCACGGCAAUUCGAUCUACGUGGCGAUGGCUCAGCGCAAAGAAGAGCGACAAAAGGUACUGCAGAUUCAGUUUGCGAAAACAAUGGCACAAUCCACAUCUUAUAGUCGCCCUGCAGUGUAUCCUCUACCGCAUUAUUGGCAGCCUAGAAACUAUGUCCACUAUCAGGGUUACAAAUACCUUUACCCUGUGACCGUUCCUGUUUACUACCGGCAGCAAUCAGCUUAUACACAAUAUGCUGCAUCUGUUUCUUCUCAGAUGCAGAAUUCAGUUCAUCUGUCAGCUUAUCCACAAUAUGCUGCAUCUGCUUCUUCUUAGUUGCAGAAUUCGGCUCAGCCAGUGUACCAAAUGAAGUGCAUACGACCUCUGCAGCCAAAUUGGUCUAAUGAGAGGAACAGGGGGCGAGGGGAGAGUUUCAUCCCUCAUAGAGCUCCUGCAAGAGUGUGAAGAUUUAACUCUUCUUCCUGAAAAGAGGAAGCAAGUGAUUGAUAAGCUCAUGGUGACGACUACUGGUUGACACUGUGCAUUCUGAGGCUGCUGAUGCCUUCUUUCAUUUUUAAUGUUAGCUGUUUUUCUUGAUGAGGAUCAUAGUUUCACGUAUAUGCUGUGGCUUUCUUUCCUUUUUAAUGUUGUCGGUUGUUUAUCUUGAGAACUAUGCAAAUUAAGCUAAUGGAUAUGCAGAUGAGGAAUAUUCAGAUAUUUUCAUUUU